This is a messenger RNA of Chelonus insularis, 1644 nucleotides long. Its product is annotated as protein 60A-like. Bases 418 to 1611 code for a protein of 397 amino acids. Gene Ontology annotation, cellular component: extracellular region. The record is from RefSeq and is a predicted model, not a curated record. NCBI's taxonomy places the organism in Eukaryota, Metazoa, Arthropoda, Insecta, Hymenoptera, Braconidae. The transcript has a single exon. Gene Ontology annotation, molecular function: cytokine activity; growth factor activity.
AACGGUAUUGCCAUUACCAUUUAUGAAAAUAUAUUUUACAUACUGUAAACUAUUUAUAUUAUGGUUUUUUACUUAACAUCUCACCUAAUCUCACAUGAAUUCACUGAUGAGUAAAUAAUAAUGUAAAUAUUAUAGUAUGAAAAUUAGAAAUCCUUCAAUUAGUCCAAAAAUACUGGUAUCUUGAACUGGACACUAAUAAGUACCCGCACAUUUAAAAUUCGUUAGCAGGUAGUGGUGGUCAUAACUACCUGGGGGCUGGACUAGUUUUUAGGGGUUGAACUUAGAGUAUGGAGGGGUAGCUGUCAGGAAGACGUUGUCAUAAUUUCAUUUUAGUUUAGUACUAACAACUUUGAAGAGCAGAACAAGUGUUUGAGAAACGUCAAGUUGGUAAAAGUAAAUAGUUGCUGUUUUGUCAUCAUGGAUAAUAAAAAUUUCUUGAUCUAUUUAAGUAUACUUAGCUUGUACUGUUUUAAGUGUUGUGUGAGCCGAGAUAGAGUGAGAUAUGUUGCUGAUGCUUUCGAUUACCAUACUAUCGAACAAGAAAUAUUAAGGCUCAUGGGAUUUCCCGAAAUAUCAGACUCUCAGUCGAAGGCACCAGUGCGUAAAAGAUCUGCGCCAGAUUUUAUGCUUGAAAUUUAUAAUGAUCAAACAUCUAAGAAUCAAUUUAAUGUCUCGGAUAUAAAUCGUCGAAUGACAGCAAAAAGUGAUGUAAUUAUCAGUUUUAUGGCUGAACAGCCCCAUAGUGACGGAGAAAAACCGGAAAGAGUCAGAAGGAUGUGGUUCGAUGUCUCAGGAAUAGCAAAAGAGAAUGAUUUUUUGUAUGGAGAAUUGAGACUCUACAGAUCAAUUGAAGGAUUAAGGAGAAAACAUCUUCGUCCACACAAAAUUGUUGUAGACAAAGUCUAUCGUGAUAAAUUUCACGAAAAACAAUUUGAAGAAAUUGCCUCAGUUGUAAUAACAGCCAAUUUUGAAGGCUGGAUUACAUUAAAUAUUACAAGUGCUUUUCGUCGUUGGUUGGAGCAUCCACGUGAAAAUCGCGGUAUACGUGUUCUUACGUUUCCUACUGAACGUGAAAACAAAAGGGUGAAGGCUGAAAAUAUGGGGAUUGUUGGUUUCGAUGGUGCGGAGGAGGAACAACCAUUUAUUACAGGAUAUUUUAAAAACAUAAAUAAUAAUAAGAUUCGGAUGAAAAUAAAAGAUAUUAUUUACAGAAAUAAAAGAUUGAAAAGAUCAGCACCGUUGUCAGUUGAUACUUUUACUCAUCGGCAGCUAAAUCGACCAGUAUCUACAUACGUUGGUGAAUGUGAACGUAGAAAUUAUCAUGUGAAUUUCAAAGAUAUUAAAUGGCAUGAAUGGAUUAUUGCUCCAGAAGGAUAUGAUAUGUACUUUUGUGAUGGUAAAUGUACCUUUCCUUUAACGACGACAGCAAAUGCCACUAACUAUGCAGUUACUUUAUCAUUGUAUCAUAAAAUUCAUCCUGACAAAGUACCUGAACCUUGUUGUGUUGCAACAAAACUGUCACCUAUUCAAUUACUUUAUUUCGAAAAUGAAAAUAGGGUAGUUUACAAAAAGUACACAAGUAUGGUUGUUGAUGGAUGUGGUUGUCGUUAAUAGUUUUAUGAUGUUUAUAAACUUAUUUAUUAA